AUGUCGAGCGGAUUUAUCACAUCGAGUGAGUUAGAAGAGAUGCGCAAGAAGCGUCAAGAAGAAUGGGAACGGGUUCGAAAGCCAGAAGAUCCAUUGAUCCAUCUUGUUUAUAUCGAUAUAAGAACUAAUCUGUUCGAUACAGCAGCACCAGAACCUGAAGUCUGCAAUAAAUCGCUCUAUGAACAGCUGAGGGACAAUAAGGAGGCUAAGCAGGCAGAACUCGACGAAGCUAGGAGGUUUAAAAACAUGAUACGAGGGAUUGAUGAGGAUGAAAGCGACUUUCUCGCUCGGGUAGAUGAAUUGAAGGCUGCGGAGAUUCGAAGGGCUAAGAAGGAGGAAGAAGAAGCACUUCGAGAAGCAGCACUUGCUCGAAAUCAGCAGAAUCUUGUUGAACACCCAACAGUGUCUCAACUUAAGGUCGUACCUAAAGAAGAUCGUCCACAAAUAUCCAAACAAGCUGCUAUAUUAUCUUCGGCUAUAAAGAGGAAAUCGACAGGUAGUAACGGUGAGAACUCUGCUCACAAAGUACCACGUGUCGAAGAGAACUCGAGCGUUGCUCCGAUUACCUAUCAGAAUACUGUGUCUGCAAUGAGAAUUAUCGGUACUAUACCUGGUAUUGGCACUUAUGAAGCUUCAAGUGAUAGUGCGUCGUCUAAUAGCGACAAUGAGGAAGAUCCCUACAUUCCCGUGUUGCAGACAAAUGUUCCGCAGAAGAAAAGUGCUUGUGAGGAAUGA
This is a messenger RNA of Angiostrongylus costaricensis, 735 nucleotides long. NCBI's taxonomy places the organism in Eukaryota, Metazoa, Nematoda, Chromadorea, Rhabditida, Metastrongylidae. The record is from the annotation of a GenBank genome assembly.